This is a messenger RNA of Pogonomyrmex barbatus (red harvester ant), 3676 nucleotides long. It is a transcript of the gene stol, whose product is annotated as voltage-dependent calcium channel subunit stolid. NCBI's taxonomy places the organism in Eukaryota, Metazoa, Arthropoda, Insecta, Hymenoptera, Formicidae. The record is from RefSeq and is a predicted model, not a curated record. Gene Ontology annotation, molecular function: voltage-gated calcium channel activity. Gene Ontology annotation, cellular component: voltage-gated calcium channel complex.
AAUUAUUUUUUUAACGCAUUUUGUAAUUUCGCCCGUUUAUGCACCGAUUUUUAUUGCUUCACGCUUAGAAAUAUCACGAAGUGGAGGCCAACGUCAUAAAAAGGGAUGGUCUCGUCCUCGUUCGGGAAAUGGCCUCGGAGGUGAAGAACAUGAUGGACUUUAAAAUGAACGCCGUGAUGAGAUUAGUGGAGAGCGCCGAGCAAGCCGCGGUAUCGACGCCGAGGGAAGGAAACGUGUCGCCCAAGUAUUACGCCUCGCAUCGGCUUAAUGCCUUCGUCAGUGAUGAAAAGGGUGGUCCGCAGGAGGUGUUCCUCGCUGCGAAUCGCCACUUUGAUCAUUUAGCAGUGAACGUUAGCUUGUCCGCCGUGCUCCUGCCAAAUGGAGUCAAAGACGAUGAGCGUGACGUUGCCUCGGGUAUUCAAUGGAGCGAAUAUUUGGACCUCUUGUUUGUUAAUAAUUACGAGAGCGACCCGACGCUGUCGUGGCAAUAUUACGGAGCGACAACAGGAUUCUUACGUCGAUUCCCAGCGAUAUCGUGGCCGCCGAUGGAGAGUACGUUCGGAUCAUCCAAGUCCUCCUCGCAUCAUCGGGCCGUUCGCGACGUGUACGAUUUCAGAAUGUCAAAUUGGUUCGUUGGGGCGGCAAAUAGUCCGAAGGAUUUAGCGAUAUUGAUCGAUAGCGCGACGUACACGUCCGAUCGGAACCGACGAUUAACGAUAGCCGCCACUAAGGUCGUCCUGGACACCCUGGGGCCGGACGAUUACGUGAACGUAUAUCGCUAUGGCGAGAAUGCCGAGGAAAUCGUGCAGUGCUUCAAGGACAGCCUGGUGCAGGCGUCGCCAGAGAACAUUCACGAGAUGAAGGUGGCUCUAAGCACUGUGAAACAUGAGGACUCCGCGACCAACAUCUCAGCCGCGCUCAGCACCGCCUUCGAGAUCCUUCACAAAUAUAAUCGUACCGGCCAGGGGAGCCAGUGCAACCAGGCCAUUAUGUUGAUCACCUCCGACACCGACGGCCCACCCACGGAAGUGAUAAAACGUUACAAUUGGCCGCAUAUGCCCGUUCGAAUCUUCACCUAUCUUAUCGGUGGCGACAAGAGUCCCGAUCUCCGGAACACGGCCUGCACCAAUAAGGGCUUUUAUGCGAGAAUAACGAACGCGGACGAGAUCCAUAAUAAAGUUUUCGAGUACGUGAAGGUUUUAGCACGGCCUAUGGUACUCUAUCAGCAUGAUCAUCCUCUUCACUGGAGUCCCGCUUACGUAGGCGGAAAAAGUAGUAGAUUCGGCAGAGAAAAUCGGGGCCAGCUGAUGACCUCCGUGACAGCUCCGAUUUUAGAUCGCCGAAAUUAUACGGUGAAAACGGCCAAUUUAUUGGGUAUUGUCGGUACUGAUGUACCUGUCGAGGAGAUUCAGAAACUCGUGCCGCCUUACAAGUUAGGAGUUAAUGGAUAUUCGUUUAUUGUUGACAAUAAUGGCAGAGUUCUGUAUCAUCCUGACCUGCGGCUUCUCCCUGGAAACACAGAAUAUGAAGAAACGUUGAAACCUUCGUAUAUAAGUGUAGAUCUAUCGGAAGUUGAACUCGCAGAAUAUGAUGGGCCUUCGGCUCUCCCGAACAAUUCGCUCCUGCUUGAUCUGAGACGCGAUAUGAUCGAUCAAAAGGAAGGCGAAACGGACUUUACAAUCAAAAUACAUUAUGACGAUAUGAAAAGAGUUACGAUUAGGCGGCACAAUUAUUUUUACAAGCCAAUCGAGGGUACUCCGUUUUCCUUAGGCUUGGCUCUUCCAGAAGGUUACGGGAUGUUUGAAGUACGGGCCGAGCAGGAAAUCAAACUCACUAUCGUAAAUGUAACGGAGUAUUUCAAGGGAAGCAACUGGAAAGUGCAUCCCGAUUGGGUUUACUGCGAAUAUAAUUCGGCUUCCGAUAAAAUAUUUUCCUCCCCGGAAGAACGCGUCGUGCACUUCCUGUCACGAACGCGCAGGCCGGGAUGGAAAUGGAUGUCCUUGAGACCAAGGAGUCCAAGCUCGCAUCACAAGCAGGCGAGCAAGCCGGAUAAAGAUUCUUAUUAUUGUGACAAGAAAUUAGUGCAGUCACUGGCCCUGGAUGCUCUAGUGACGAACGGAUUCGAUAAAAGGGAAGCGCAAAGGAUGCACAAAGAGGAGAACGAAAACCCUAUUGCCAUACUGAUGGCUCUACUGCACAGUCAAGGCAAGGGUAGAUUCGGCGUCACCAGGAGCUUCAUCGCGACCAGAAGCGGACUCCUGCGAUGGCACGAGCAUCAGCAGAAUGACGGAACCACCGAGGAACCACAAUUCGCUGAAAGACAUGCGAGGGCCAUGGAUUCGUCGUGGUACAAACGCGCGGUGGAUCAACACUCUAUAGAACCGGAAAGCUUCGUCUUCAGCGUGCCAUUCGACGCAGCCGAUACAGCCGAUCCACUCGUUACCGCCACCCAUGCAAUUUUCAUCGGAAAAGGUCACAAAGCUCCAGCGGCGGUGGUGGGUUUGCAAUUUCAACACUCAUCCUUGGCGACUCAUUUCGUGAACAUUACUUCGACGUGUACCGGUAUGACAGGAUGUAAAAAAAAUUGCGCUUCGGAAGAGCUUGACUGUUAUAUCCUAGAUAACAAUGGAUUUAUUAUCAUAAGCGAGCGUCACGAGCAUACCGGAAAGUUCUUCGGCGAGAUAGACGGAACCAUAAUGGAUUCCUUGGUACAGGAUAGAAUAUACAGGAAAGUGACUGUUAUCGAUUAUCAAGGAACUUGCAGUCCCCAAGAAUCUCAUCAGUCAUCAGCGCCGCGAAGUCUAUCUGAUUCCAUCAUAAAGACAGCGGUGGCAUUCGGCAACUUUCUUUGGACGUUAACUUUGAGUCUCAAUAUUCAAGACUUGUGGCGAACGACAUUGGCGUUCGCUAACGACGUGAUGGACGACGAUCUGGUAUUCACCGAUGACGAAGAGACCCGUGAUUUCGAUUCGCUAACGCCUGCUGAUUCGACGGAGGAGGUGACAUCGGAUGAGAACAACAUGUACGUAAGAUUUCCAGUAAUCGCACCGGCGACACCAGCCUCGCCACCGACCACUCGAGCCACUUCUGCUCAUUAUCCAAGAAAAUUGCGCGCCUGCGAGAAGAAGACGGAUUUGUAUAUCCUGCAACCUGAACGGCUCAACACCAGCGGCCAGAGCAAUCCUUUAAAAGGGAAACUCACCAAUUGCCAUGUAACCGGAUGCGAAAGACCGUUCAGCGUCCAAAAGAUCCGUCACACCAAUCUAAUAUUGCUGGUGGUCGACACUCUGUGCCCAUGUGGUAGUAAACAGUUGAGUAUCGAGCCCAUCGAGGCAUUGACCGAACCUGGGGCAUGUACGGCGAGGAGGGAACGUCUCUAUCGACGAAGACCACCGAAAUGCAUAAACUACCAUCCCGAAGAGAUGGAGAUCAAAUUUUGCGGUAGCGCCGGCCGUCUCUUCAACUUCUCAUCGUUGAGUCUUACAUUUUUCUUAUUCAUCAUUACAGUGCGACUUGCGUGACUUUGUCGGGAUUAAUUAAUCGCGCGUGUACAAAGCGCGCAGGAUAUGCACACGUACACACGCACACACAUACACACGUACACAUACACGUGUUCACAAAUUACCUUUUUAAAAUGGAUUUAGCGUUGUCGUUUCGAUGGAACAGUUAUAAAGAA